Messenger RNA from Anopheles bellator, 1033 nucleotides. Its product is annotated as gamma-aminobutyric acid receptor-associated protein. NCBI's taxonomy places the organism in Eukaryota, Metazoa, Arthropoda, Insecta, Diptera, Culicidae. The transcript has 2 exons. Gene Ontology annotation, molecular function: ubiquitin protein ligase binding; GABA receptor binding. Gene Ontology annotation, cellular component: autophagosome membrane; autophagosome; cytosol. The record is from RefSeq and is a predicted model, not a curated record. The coding region runs from base 155 to 511 and encodes 118 amino acids. Gene Ontology annotation, biological process: cellular response to nitrogen starvation; macroautophagy; autophagy of mitochondrion.
UAUCAUCGCGUGAAUACGGAUCUAGAGUUUGGUGGAACAAACCUGCGCAGAGUUUUUCGCUUCUCAACCCCCCCUGAAGCCAUUGUCGUCGUUUGCGGAAAAGAAAACCGAGUACAAGAAACGGGAAACGAUUCUUCGCAUUUUGAUCGCGAAAAUGAAAUUCCAGUACAAGGAAGAACAUCCCUUCGAAAAGCGGAAGGCCGAGGGCGACAAAAUUCGUCGCAAAUACCCGGACCGUGUGCCCGUUAUUGUCGAGAAGGCGCCAAAAGCCCGGAUCGAUGAUCUCGACAAGAAAAAGUAUCUCGUGCCAUCGGAUCUGACCGUCGGUCAGUUUUACUUCCUCAUCCGUAAGCGAAUCCAUUUGCGCCCAGAGGACGCACUAUUUUUCUUCGUCAACAACGUGAUUCCACCGACGUCGGCCACCAUGGGUUCACUGUACCACGAGCAUCACGAGGAGGAUUUUUUCCUGUACAUCGCCUACUCGGACGAAAAUGUUUACGGCAGCAACUGAGCCUGAGAUGAGAUGUAAUAUGAUAUAUGUGUUGCAAUCGAACUAAUUAACAAACAACAAUGUAUGAAAACACUAAGACUUGUGGUGAUAUGAAAAAUUGACAAAAAAAACUUGCUGCUAGAGUAUCUUUCAAGGGAAGGGGUAAUCUCUCUUCAGUCAACCCAUUCCUUUGCGGCCUGAAUCAGGGCAUCCUUCGACUCUUGAGUUCGUUGAUACUACUGCUUCUGCUGCUAUCUUUCCUUUUGUUCGGUACGCACCUCUUCUGAAUUUGAGGUGGGAAAAGCUUUAGUUCUCCCAGCCGAGCAGCUCCUUCGAUUUCUUUAUCCCUCCUUCCGUUCCUUCGGAUCUUAUCCUUUAAGGAACAUUACACUUUCUCCCGUUUCCUGUGUUUAUUACUGGUACGAGUAUAGUUACUUUUGAACUAGCUGUAUUCAAAACAUGUAUUUUAUUUAAAGCAAAACUAAGAAAAAAAAUGUAUAAGUAGGAUUAAUGGAAAAAUAAAAAAACACUACAAAAACCCUA